This is a messenger RNA of Vitis riparia (riverbank grape), 638 nucleotides long. Its product is annotated as ubiquitin-fold modifier 1. The transcript is spliced from 4 exons. NCBI's taxonomy places the organism in Eukaryota, Viridiplantae, Streptophyta, Magnoliopsida, Vitales, Vitaceae. Bases 46 to 339 code for a protein of 97 amino acids. Gene Ontology annotation, biological process: protein K69-linked ufmylation. The record is from RefSeq and is a predicted model, not a curated record. Gene Ontology annotation, cellular component: cytoplasm; nucleus.
CAUGGAUACGCUUCCCACGAUACGAAGGCCGAAGGAGCUCAAAAAAUGGCCGGUGGAAAGGUGUCCUUCAAGGUCACGCUCACUUCCGAUCCAAAACUUCCGUUCAAAGUGUUUAGCGUACCAGAAGCGGCUCCGUUCACCGCCGUCCUGAAAUUCGCAGCUGAAGAAUUCAAAGUUCCUCCUCAGACCAGCGCUAUCAUCACCAACGAUGGUGUAGGAAUCAAUCCUCAACAAAGUGCAGGUAAUGUUUUUCUCAAACAUGGUUCUGAACUCCGCCUGAUUCCCCGUGAUAGAGUUGGAGCUUUUGGGACUUUGGGUGCUGCCUUAGUAUCAGGGUGAAGAGAUUGGACUACGUUCUCUACUCCAUUUGAAUAGAUAAUACAUCCUGGAUGUAUUUUCUCGAGUUUUCUUGGCUUUCAAUGAGUUGGGAGGAUUGUCAUACUCUCCUGAGCAUCAUAUUACUGUAAUUGGCUCUAAUAAAAAAGAUACUAAUUUAGUCAAUACCAUUAACCUGUGAGGGAUUGGAACAAUGGCUGGUUUAUAUAGAUGGACUUUGAGUGAAAAUGAAAGGAAGAGAAGGGCAGUUCCAUAAAUAUAUUAGGCCUGGUAUUGCCCGUUAGGAGAUGGGCCUGCGCCAA